AUGUCUUCAUUCUCCAAAAAGAUGAGGGGGAGCUUGAUGCUCCUUGCCCUCGCUGCCAGCAAUGCGUCUGCCACCUACACCGGCUUCGCUACAUUGAAGACACUGUUCACUUUCGGAGACUCGUACACGCGGACCGCCUUCGUCGUUGACCGGGCCCAGCCAUCGGAAUCAAACCCAUUCGGAAAUCCCACCUACCCCGGUCCUACCAGUUCCAACGGAGAGAAUUGGAUUCAGUACUUGACGACGAAGUACAACGAGUCGCUCCUUCUCACGUACAACUUCGCCACCAGCGGCGCAACCGUCAACACUAGCCUGGUGUCUUCGAGCGUCGAUGUGGUCACGCAGGUCGAGGACAAGUUUCUUCCCUACUACAGCGGUGACUACCAGACUUGGGACCCUACAACCACGCUCUUCGGAUUUUGGAUUGGCAUCAAUGAUGUAGGAAAGUCUUACACCAGCGAGAACUCGACUGAUCUUCAUCCGCUCAUCUUCGACGAGUACAAAGGGCUUCUCGAGAAGCUCUAUGACGCUGGAGCGAGGAACUAUCUGUUUCUCAAUGUGCCGCCCCUCGAACGAAUGCCGCGAACUACUCAAUCAAGCGCAGCAGACACCCGUAUUCCGCUCGAGAAAGCAGCCGUGGAGGACUGGAACGGGCGUGUCAGUGACCUGGCAGGAGAUCUGAGAAAGACACAUGAAGAUGCGACGGUCUUUCUGUACGAUACCUACGGGCUCUUUGACAGAGUCAUCGAUACCCCUGACCGGUACACGGAGACGGCUGUCUACAAGAACACCACAACCUACUGUUCGGCGUAUCAGAAUGGUACACCGGAGCCGGAUACCAAAUGGGACAAUUGUACUUACGCCGCGAAUGAGUACAUGUGGAUCAACAGCCUUCAUCCGACAGAUCCCGUUCAUUCUCUCCUAGCGAAGAACGUUGCAAAGUUGUUGGCUUAG
This is a messenger RNA of Colletotrichum karsti, 954 nucleotides long. Its product is annotated as cellulose-binding gdsl lipase acylhydrolase. The coding region runs from base 1 to 954 and encodes 317 amino acids. Lineage: Eukaryota; Fungi; Ascomycota; Sordariomycetes; Glomerellales; Glomerellaceae. Gene Ontology annotation, molecular function: hydrolase activity, acting on ester bonds. The record is from RefSeq and is a predicted model, not a curated record. The transcript is spliced from 3 exons.